AUGCCCCUUGAUAGUCUCAAUGCUGACGACACAUUCCAGCUCUACUUCUCUGCUUACCAAGGCCGAAUAUUCGUCUACAGACCCCGUGCCGCCCCGAGCCAGGCACUUCCGAGCCAACCUGAUCAACAACUGAAGCCUAAAGCAAGUGCUGCCGCCCAGCUAGUCGGCGGACAAAUUGACGAGUCUCGGCCACACACAGUCAACCAUAUGAUCACAGGGUUCCUUGGCGACGAAGAAAUAGUCCUCGCGUGCUACGACGACGGAGAUGUGGUGGCAUAUUACACCAAGGAAAUUGAGAAACAUGCCAAAGAAUGUCGUGCCACAAGCGACAGGUCACACAAAUCCGUCCCCAAACAAUUCUUCCACGAAAAUGUUGGAAUAUCAGCUUGGGGCUUGGCUGUUCAUCGAAAGUCUCGCUUGAUCGCCGUCAGCUCAAAUAGGCAUGAGGUUGUCGUCUUUGCUCUGGCUCUAUCACAAACCCCCCCGAGUCGCAGGACAGGCUUGUCUAGCACGACACAACUAGAUAUACCAACACGAACCCGGAAUUGGCGGAUCAUAAUACGGAUGGCUCCUAGUGCAGACAAUAUCCCCAACGUUUGUUUUGUGGAUGACUGUCGAGGCCACGCGCAGCGAAUUUGCGCAAUCGACAUCAAGGGAACUGCCUGGUUAGCAGAUAUUUGGCAAGGAAACAGAGGUCUAAUAGUCAUUCCACCACUAUGUUCAAAUCUACUGAAAAGUGAGGAGUUCCACCCUGCUCCAUCCAGAGGAUGGGGGAUAUUUGCUCUGGAUGAAAGGGAUUUUCUCAAGGUCAGGACUACAGAGGAGCUAUUCGGCGUGCCCACCAAUCGACUAGAAGUUAUCCCAGCCGGCAGUGGCUGUCAACAACCAUUGGUGAACGUCAGGAACGCAGUAGCUAAUAUUCCUGAUAAUCCAUACAAUAUGUUGAGACCACUAAGCCAGCCUGGUCCAAUGAUUCCUCUUGCUUGGGAACCUGAUAUGCCUCAGCUAGGGUUUGUUGUACAGGCUGAAGAUCUUUUGGGAGGCGAUGUUGGCGAGGAAGAAUUCGACACCGAGGAUGAGACCGAUGAGGAACACGAUGAAGAAGGCGACUCGGAAGAUGGCUCAGAAGUUGAUUCGGAGGAGGAUGCUAUCGUCGCGGGGACAGACUGGAGUUCCUUUUAUUUCCAAGCCCAUGAAUUGGCGCAAGGUCUGAGCACCUACAAGUCACCUGGUAGCUCUCCUGACAAUCUUCAUGCUUGGGAUGCGACAUUCAAGCAGCAGGACUCUGAGGGUCAGGGAGAGAACAGAGAAGAUCUGGGGCAAGCUGCGAAUGGGAACGCAACAGCUGCCCAUAAGCUCGACAUGACAUAUUUCCCUCACAGCAACACGGUCUAUCGAACACCCCGAAACCCAGAAUUGAUGAUGGCUUAUUGGGGGAGACCUGCGGAGUAUAACCGGCACCCACAGUUGCCAGAAGCGUAUCUGGCAGAUCUCGGGAAAAAGCUGUUUCUGUUACGGACCUACGAGAAGGAUAUAGAGUUGCGCUCAUUCUCUCCAAUCCCGAGCAGGGUCUCGCCGACGGAGUUUGGAGAAAUCUGCUCGGACGCGCUCAAAUUUGGACGAUUUCGCGACCCUGGGUUGAGGCGACAUUUCCAUGCAACCAGUAGACUCAACAUGAUUGCGUUUGCCCCUGAACUCUCACUUAUGGCUAUCGGGUCACCAACUGGGCGCGUCGUGCUUCUGACAUUGACUCGGAGGGCUGUCCCUGCGGAGCGCGAUGAUGGAACAUGGGAGCACGGAUUUCGAGUAGAGUGGGUGCUGCCGACAGGACCCGACGAGAUGGAACAUCGCAAGACGUUGCGACCUAUGCAUGGAAUGGCCAUGGGGCCAGUCCAGGUGGGAGACGAGAUCGGAGGUGCAGGACCUACGAUGCCCAGGCGAUAUCGGCUGAUGCUGCACUAUCGAAACCACGACAUAUUGUCAUAUGAGCUGACGCGAGAGGAACAGUCGGGAAAGCUGUGCAUUUUCUGA
Fusarium subglutinans is the source of this 2031-nucleotide messenger RNA. RefSeq lists its product as uncharacterized. The record is from RefSeq and is a predicted model, not a curated record. Bases 1 to 2031 code for a protein of 676 amino acids. Lineage: Eukaryota; Fungi; Ascomycota; Sordariomycetes; Hypocreales; Nectriaceae. The transcript has a single exon.